CGAAGACGCACAGUCCCAAGACACAGUGCCACAGCCACCCCAGCCAGGCCGCUUCUCCACUGCCAGUGCCCAGUUGUAAGGCCUCCGCCAGGACCCGUGAGGAGGCAGUGUUCCUGUUUCCCUUGGUCUGAGGCCCCAUCACCAUGAACACCUCCGAGUUCCGCAGGAGGGGAAAGGAGAUGGUAGACUACAUGGCCAACUACCUAGAGGGCGUUGAGAGCCGCCUGGUCUACCCCGAUGUGGAGCCAGGCUACCUUCGGCCCCUGAUCCCCAGCAGUGCGCCUGAGGAGCCAGAGACCUUCGAGGACAUCAUUGGGGACAUUGAGAGGAUAAUCAUGCCUGGGGUGACGCACUGGCAGAGCCCCUACUUCUUCGCUUACUUCCCCACGGCCAGCUCAUACCCGGCCAUGCUGGCGGACAUGCUGUGUGGGGCUAUCGGCUGCAUCGGCUUCUCCUGGGCGGCCAGCCCGGCGUGCACAGAGCUGGAGACGGUGAUGCUCGACUGGCUGGGGAAGAUGCUGCGGCUGCCUGACACCUUCCUGGCCGGGGACGCCAGCGCUGGUGGAGGUGUGAUCCAGGGGAGUGCCAGUGAGGCCACCCUGGUGGCCCUGCUGGCUGCCCGGACCAAAGUGACCCAACGGCUGCAGGCCGCCUUCCCGGAGCUGACGCAGGCUGCCAUCAUGGAAAAGCUGGUGGCCUACUCCUCUGACCAGGCACACUCCUCCGUGGAAAGGGCCGGGCUUAUCGGUGGUGUGAAGUUGAAGCCUAUCCCUUCCGACGACCACUUCUCCAUGCGUGGCUCCGCCCUGCGGGAGGCCCUGGAGCGAGACAAGGCAGCCGGCCUGAUUCCCUUCUUUGUGGUGGCCACGCUGGGGACCACAAACUGCUGCUCUUACGACAAGCUUCUGGAAGUGGGUCCUAUCUGCAACGAGGAAAACAUGUGGCUGCACAUCGAUGCGGCGUAUGCGGGCAGCGCCUUCAUCUGCCCUGAGUUCCGGCACCUUCUGGAUGGAGUGGAGUUUGCAGAUUCGUUUAACUUUAAUCCACACAAAUGGCUUCUGGUGAAUUUUGACUGCUCGGCCAUGUGGGUGAAAAAGAGGACAGACCUCAUCGGAGCCUUCAAGCUGGACCCGGUUUACCUGAAGCACAGCCACCAGGACUCGGGUCUUAUCACUGACUACAGGCACUGGCAGAUCCCCCUGGGCCGGAGAUUCCGCUCUUUGAAACUGUGGUUUGUCUUCAGAAUGUAUGGAGUCAAGGGCCUGCAGGCCCACAUCCGCAAGCAUGUGCAGCUGGCCCACGAGUUCGAGGCCUUGGUGCUCCAGGACCGCCGCUUUGAGAUCUGCGUGGAGGUCACUCUGGGGCUGGUCUGCUUCCGGCUCAAGGGCUCCAACCAGCUGAAUGAAAUGCUUCUGAAGAGAAUAAACAGUGCCAGGAAGAUCCACCUGGUCCCAUGCUACCUCCGGGACAAGUUUGUGCUGCGCUUCGCCAUCUGCUCCCGCGAGGUGGCCUCUGCCCACGUGCAGCGGGCCUGGCAGCACAUCCAAGAGCUGGCAGGCGAGGUGCUGAGGCUGGAAAGCCACACCUAGAGGAACUGAAAGCUGAGUGAAAGUUUAUCCGCAAACCAAAAUGAGAAGAAAGUAAACCCCGCCCCUGCUCCACGGAGCUCCGCUGUUCGUGGCCUUGUGUCUGUCCCCAGAGUUAACCAGGCUUGUGAUCGUCUUCCUCUGUGUCUGAUCAAUGAAAAAUAACUACUGUAUGUGAAGUUCAUCCAAGUGGCUGGAACUUACCUCACUAUCUGGCUGUGAUACUUGCUGAUUACAAAUCAUAUCCUAUCUCCUGCUGAAGAAGACAGUGAGGUGUUCACGCUCACGAAGCCAUUAGUGGUAGCAGAAAAGGCUCAGUGAAGUGUUUGCUAGGGCUGUCUGUGAUCAUAACUUGAGGCUCUACCUGUGGUCUUCAAAUCAUCCUGUCACAUGACUAAAUGCUUAAUAAACAGCUGAAGUGAUCUGCUAA
Octodon degus (degu) is the source of this 2016-nucleotide messenger RNA. It is a transcript of the gene Ddc, whose product is annotated as dopa decarboxylase. Gene Ontology annotation, biological process: catecholamine metabolic process; serotonin biosynthetic process; amino acid metabolic process. Gene Ontology annotation, molecular function: aromatic-L-amino-acid decarboxylase activity; pyridoxal phosphate binding. NCBI's taxonomy places the organism in Eukaryota, Metazoa, Chordata, Mammalia, Rodentia, Octodontidae. The transcript has 15 exons. The record is from RefSeq and is a predicted model, not a curated record. The coding region runs from base 144 to 1589 and encodes 481 amino acids.